UUUUGUCAUUGCAAAUUAGACACACCGCAGAACCUGCUCUCUCCACAAAGGCAAAUUCUUCGGUCCAUUGGUCCUGAAAUGUACGAUACUCUUCGUCUUUUUUUCUUUUCGCCAUCUUCUUCGUCGAAGGGUUAGCCUUGAGCUAAUGCCCGAGCAGACUGAUUCAAAAGGGGGCAUUUACCUGUUUACCCAGCAACAGCCAACGUAGGCUAUUAUCAUCCAAUUAAAAUAAUGGACUGCUCCUGCAGCCAAUAGCAAGCCUGAACAGGACAUAAGCGGUGGAAAAUCGAUGGAUGGAUAAAAACUUGUUUUAAUCCAUCCAAAUUAAAUAUUUUAUGUUUUAUCUGCGAGUCAGAUGCAAUCAUCAAAAGAGCCACACCUGGCUCGCGAGCCAUACGUUCCCGACCCCUGCUUUAACUCUUUAACGUCCUGCGGGUUUACUGGAAAGUGCCUCGGAGCCCGCGCGCCGUGAUGGCAGUGAAGGCCCCGCCAUAUCAGUGACCCACCAUUGGUGGACCACCAAUCAGCAGAGGGUCUGCAGGUGAGCAACGGGAAGACAAAGGGUGUUGUUCUCUACGGGAGAAGUAACACAAAUACGGUCGGAACGAUGGAAAACAAGGGUAGCCAGGUGCAGAACAUUGAGCGAGUGCAGGCUCUGGAAGCCUGGCUGGAAACGACCAACACCAAGCUGACCCAGGUUAACGGCCAGAGGAAGUACGGAGGACCACCUGAGGGGUGGGACGGUCCAACCCCAGCUGAGCGCUGUGAGGUCUUCAUCAGCCACAUCCCUCGGGACACCUACGAAGACCUGCUCAUCCCCUUGUUCAGCUCUGUGGGGCCUCUCUGGGAGUUCCGCCUCAUGAUGAACUUUAGUGGCCAGAACCGGGGCUUUGCCUAUGCUAAAUAUGGCACACCGGCCUUCGCCACCGAGGCCGUCCUCAAGCUGAACGGCUACAUGCUGGAGCCCAAGUGCUACCUCUGUGUCCGCCGCAGCACAGAGAAGAGACACCUCUGUAUUGGAAAUCUGCCGGCUGCCACUAAACAAGAAGACCUGAAGCAGGUGCUGCGGCGGCUGGUGGACGGGGUGGAGAGGGUUUCUCUGAAGACCGGUCCUGGCAUACAGGGGGUCUCUGCUGUCGUUGCCUUCUCCUCCCAUCAUACCGCGUCGAUGGCCAAGAAGGAUCUAGUGGCAGAAUUCAAGAAGCGAUUUUCAUUGGAGAUUUCCAUCAAGUGGGAACCAGGAGAGAACCUGAGCCCCUUCCAGACAUGUUCUCCUCCAGCCCCAAAGAUUCUGCUGCAGCCGUGCUUCGUGCCCUGCAGCCAGGCCGUCUCUCACCCUUCAGCCCCGCCACAGCUCCAGCCUGCUGCUCCGCCCGUCUCUCCAGGGUUCUGCAGGGCGGUGGGGGAACCAGUCUCCCCCCCGCACCCACACGUGCGUUACGCCGUCCCGGCCUCCCACCACCCCCAGCAACACAUGGUCUGUGCGCCAUCCCCGAUGAUGCUCCUCCAUAAGGUUUGCGAGGCCAACGGGUUUGGUCAGCCAUUCUAUGAGCUAGACUACAGUUUGGCCAGACCAGAUGGCUUCGUCAAAUUUACCUACAAGGUUCUGAUCCCCGGCAUCAGCAGACCCUUCAGGGGGAAGGUCAUGGUGCUGCCGGGACCCAGUGUCAAAGUAAUGCUGGAGGAGGCUCAGCGGGCCGCCGCCCAGCAGCUGCUGCAGAAGAUGUUCCACAACCAGCAGGUGGCCUGAACACUCCACCGGCUUCCAGCGGCAACAUUCCUGUUUCACAUCUGUUUUACUGAACAAAAAAAAAGAUUUCAUUCCGUCAUUUCUUCUUCUUUUUUUUUGCAUGUUUUUAAUAGUGUUGGUUAACUUGUGUGUCCAGUUUGAAUUUAAGAAGUUUGUUUGCAUGCUUUUUUAAAAAUAUUUAUUUUAUUUUUGCU
Messenger RNA from Xiphophorus couchianus (Monterrey platyfish), 1944 nucleotides. It is a transcript of the gene dnd1, whose product is annotated as DND microRNA-mediated repression inhibitor 1. The record is from RefSeq and is a predicted model, not a curated record. The coding region runs from base 608 to 1750 and encodes 380 amino acids. NCBI's taxonomy places the organism in Eukaryota, Metazoa, Chordata, Actinopteri, Cyprinodontiformes, Poeciliidae. The transcript has 5 exons. Gene Ontology annotation, molecular function: RNA binding.